Molecule: messenger RNA, 1083 nt
Organism: Colletotrichum tamarilloi
Lineage: Eukaryota; Fungi; Ascomycota; Sordariomycetes; Glomerellales; Glomerellaceae
Product: triose-phosphate transporter
Exons: 4
Coding region: 1-1083 (360 amino acids)
Cellular component (GO): Golgi apparatus
Molecular function (GO): antiporter activity
Source: RefSeq, a predicted model, not a curated record
AUGGCGGAAUCCAGCAACCUCAAGAACGAGGCUCGACGGAGCGAGGAGGGCCACGGCCUCCUCAACGGCGAUGAGAAGCGAAUCGAAGAGAGCUACGAUCUCGAAGCCAACAGCACUGCAGCCACCGAACAACAAGCCAACGCCGACAGAGUCCGCAACCCCGUCGAGUACACCAUCUCACCUCAGGUCAAGUUUGGCUGGUUGAGCGCCUAUUUCAUGUUCAGCUUGGUUUUGACCCUCUACAACAAGUUGAUUCUCGGAGCGUUCCCCUUCCCGUGGCUUCUCACCUCACUUCACGCCACGUGCGCGAGUUUGGGUUGCUACUGCUUGCUGCAAUGCGGCUACUUCACCAUGUCCCAUCUGGGACGCCGCGAAAACCUCAUUCUCCUCGCCUUCAGCUUGCUUUUCACCACCAACAUCGCCGUGUCGAACCUGUCACUUGCCAUGGUCUCCGUGCCAUUCUACCAGGUCCUCCGAACUACCGUCCCCGUGUUCACGGUUCUCAUCUACCGCGUUGUCUUUGGUCGCACUUAUGAGAACAUGACCUACCUGACGCUGGUUCCCAUCAUGAUUGGUGCUGCUCUGACCACGAUUGGCGAGUACACUUUCACCGACCUGGGCUUCCUGCUCACCUUUGCGGGCGUGGUGCUUGCUGCGGUCAAGACCGUCGCUACCAACCGCAUUAUGACCGGCCCCCUGGCCCUCCCCGCUAUGGAGGUCCUGCUGCGCAUGUCGCCCUUUGCGGCUAUGCAAUCUUUGGCCUGCGCCAUCGCCGCCGGCGAGCUCGGAAACCUCAACACCAUGCGCGUGGAGGGUAACAUCAGCCUCGCCACCCUUAUCGCUCUCCUCGGUAACGGAAUCCUCGCAUUCGCCCUCAACGUUGCCUCUUUCCAGACGAACAAGGUCGCCGGUGCCCUGACGAUGAGCAUCUGCGGUAACCUGAAGCAAUGCCUGACGGUUGGCCUCGGCAUUAUCGCCUUUGGCGUCGAAGUCCACCUCUUCAACGGCUCCGGCAUGAUCCUCACCAUGAUUGGUGCUGCGUGGUACAGCAAGGUCGAGCUCGACCGCAGAGCCCGCAAAUAA